Messenger RNA from Mangifera indica (mango), 2130 nucleotides. RefSeq names its product FHA domain-containing protein DDL. NCBI's taxonomy places the organism in Eukaryota, Viridiplantae, Streptophyta, Magnoliopsida, Sapindales, Anacardiaceae. The coding region runs from base 180 to 1730 and encodes 516 amino acids. Gene Ontology annotation, molecular function: protein binding; mRNA binding. The record is from RefSeq and is a predicted model, not a curated record. The transcript is spliced from 11 exons. Gene Ontology annotation, cellular component: nucleus.
CUCAAAUGUCAAGGAUCUAAUGGAACUACCUCGAACCUCAAAGGACGAAAGCAACAUUCUCCCCUUAACAAAAUCAAACCCUAUAAUUCUCUCUGAGCAGCUUCAAUGGUGUUUCGUCUUCACUCUUUUUGCAAAUAUUAACUUCGACAAUUCCACAUUAGUGGCAUUAAAAAGUGGUGAUGGGACGCAAUAUAAACGACCAUUCAGAAUCUCCUGUUAGAGAUCGAGGGAGAAGGAGCCCGGCUAGGAGGAGCCUGUCUCGAAGAGAGCAGUCACCUGUGUGGCACAAGAGCUCACAUAGGGGUAGCUCUCCUGCGAGAGAGAGAGAUAAAGAGAAAGAGAAGCAUUCUAGUCGUGCUAAAUCUCCAAGACGUGCUCAGUCAGACUCACCAGUUUCUCAGUCAGCUUCCCCACAUAGGUUAGUAAGAGCUCAAGAUGAAAGAAAGGUCGAGAAAGUGACAGAGAGAGAACAUGAAAGAAAUCAUGUUAGGAGAGGUGAUAAAGGAGCACACAAGGAAAAAUCUCUUUCUCCCAUUUCUCGCUCGCCUUCACCAUGUUCAAAACGGUUGAUGAGAGCCAGAGAUGAAAGGGAGGCUGAAACGGAAACAGGGAGGCAGCAUGAGAGAAGUCAUGGUAGGGGAAGUGGUAAGGGAACAUACAGGGACAGGUCACUCAGUCCUGUUUCACGCUCACCUUCCCCUCGUAUGAAACGGUUAAGGAGAGCCCAAGUUGAAAGAGAUGCUGAUAAAGUGACUGAGAACGAACAUGAGAGAAAUCAUGGUAAGACUAAUGAUAAGGGAAGGCACUCAUCCAUUUCUCGGUCCCCUUCACCACGUACAAAACGCUUAAGGAGAGCCCAAGCAGAAAAAGAGGCUACAAAAGUGACAGAGAGAGAGCGUGAGAAGAGUCAUGGUAGGACAAGUGAUAAGAGCACACAUCAAGAAAAGGGAUUGGAUAGGGAAAUUGUGAGUGAGAGAAAUGAUAAACGUGGUUUUGAUAGGGAUAUUGAGACUGAAAGAAUGGAGAGAACUUCAGGAAGAGAUGAAAGUAGCAGGUCUACAAGAUCAAGACAUGAGCGGUCCACUUUAGAUCAACCCCGUAGGAGUAGGCUUAGAUCUCGCUCACCUCAAUCAGAGGAUGGUGCUAGAAGUCGUCAUGAGGAGACAAACUCAAGAGGAGAUGAACGCAGGAAUGAUGAUGAUGAUUCAAUAGCUAAGAUGAAGGCUGCUGAGGAAGCCUUGGACGCCAAAGACAAGGUACAAAAACCUUCAUUUGAGCUCUCUGGAAAGCUUGCUGCCGAAACAAAUAGAUUAAGAGGUGUAACACUGCUCUUCAAUGAACCUCCUGAUGCUCGAAAACCUAAGUUAAGAUGGCGACUCUAUGUUUUCAAGGCUGGCGAAGUGCUGAAAGAACCACUUUACAUACAUCGGCAAACUUGUUACCUUUUUGGGAGAGAAAGAAGGGUAGCAGACAUUCCUACAGACCACCCAUCUUGCAGCAAACAACAUGCUGUAAUUCAAUACAGGCAAGUAGAGAAGGAGAAUGCCGAUGGUACAUCAUCAAAGGAAGUAAAGCCUUACUUAAUGGACCUCGGAAGCACUAAUAAGACUUACCUUAAUGAAAAUCCAAUUGAGCCACAACGCUAUUAUGAACUUUUUGAAAAAGACACUAUUAAGUUUGGUAAUAGUAGCCGAGAAUAUGUGCUGUUGCAUGAGAACUCGGUUUCAUGAAAUGGCUACUCCAAUAUGUUCCUCCUUUUUUCAAUGCUCAAUGAGGUUUAACCAUUCAAGGAUGUCGUUCUCAGUACUCCAUGUUUGUGACAGAAGUUGGUAGGUCUUGUCUUCAAAUUUGUUACACCAAGGAGUGAAGAGUCUCUCUGAUCCUAUAGAGGGGAACUGUGUUGUUAAAUGAUAUUUGUCUUCUUACUACAAAGCCAUACAUCUCUGUGAACAAAAUUUCCUGGAAAUUGCUUCUAUUUUGGAAUAUUAUUUAUAGGAAUGCUAGUAAGCUAUUUUAUAGCUUGAGAAUUUUUUGUAUCUUCUUGUCUGAGAAAUGCUUAAUGUUUUAAAAUCUGGUCGAAUUGGUUCGGUUGGAAUCCAGUGGUCAGCCCUAUCCGGGUUAUUGUUUAAA